UCUUAAGAUUUCUAAAUAGGCAUAAAGCAAAUAAAUUAUCAAUAAUAAUAUUCUAAAACCUAUUUUUUAAGGUUAAAUAACCUUUCUACAUACUUCCAUCAUACUUUUGAAUAAAAAAAUCUUUCCGUUUGUGAUAAAAUACUCAAUGUAAAGCCUGGAAAUGAGGCCUAAAUUGUAAUAGCUACAUUAUAUAAGCAUAUGAAAUUAAAACCUUCUGUGUUUUCUGAAUAAAAUUAAAAGGUUAAUAAUAAUAAUUAUAUAAGUGAUGAUGAUAUUAUAUAUAUGGAAGAUAAUUUAGGUAGAAUGUAACUUUCUUUUAAUAAUUCUAUAUAUGUAAAUCCUUUAGGAUAGAAAAGCCCAAUUAAUAAAGAUAUGUUAGUAACUGGAAUUGUUAUGGGAAUUAAAGGAAUUUAAAGAGCAGCAGAAGUUAAUGUUUUUGAAGUUUAAGAAAUGUAUUCAUGUCUUUUACCUUAUUAGGAAAAAAAAGUCAGUAUUCCAUAUCCUUUAAGUACGAAUUUUAAUUAGAAUUAAUAUGAUUUUUAGUAUUAUUUGUAAGAUAAUUUAGAAAAUAUAGGAAAUUUUGUAAUUUUUACAUCAGGUAUACAUAUAGACUCAAAAGUUGAUAAAUUUUCAUUGAAAAUGUUUACAUCAAUUCUUGUAGGAAAUUCAAAUUUAAAAAAAAUAAUGUAAAAUGUAAAUAGAGUUAUUAUUGCUGGUAAUGUAAUAGAAAAAGUUUAAGGAUUAGAUUAUAAUUUAGUCGGCUCUUAUAGAUGCCAAGAUUAAUUUAAAAACUUAUAUUCUGAGAUUAGUUAAAAAAUGAAAGAUGUAGAUGAAUUAAUUAGUUAACUAUCAUAUAAUACAUCUUUAGAUAUAAUGCCUGGAGAAAAAGACCCUACCCCUAUGUUUUUACCUCAAUAACCUAUUAACAAAUGUUAUUUUAUGUAAUCUAUUAAUAAUAAGAACUUAUAAUGUGUAACUAAUCCUUAUAAAUUUGAAAUAGAUGGAAUUCAAUUUCUUGGAACUUCAGGUUAGAAUGUUUCUGAUAUUAAAAAAUAUUCCAGUUUAAAUGAUAAUGAAAUCGAUAUUUUAGAGAAUAAUAUCUAUUGGAGACAUAUGUUUCCUAGUGCUCCUGAUACUUUAUAAUGUUAUCCAUUUGGAGAUUAAGAUAAUUUUAUUAUUGAUGAAUUACCGCAUGUUUAUUUUAGUGGAAAUUGCAGUAAAUUUGAUACUAAGCUUAUUUAUGACGAAAAAGUAAAAAGUUCUUGUAGAUUAAUUUGCAUUCCCUAAUUAUCUGUUUGUAAAUCUUUUAUUUUAUUAAAUAUUUCUAAUUUAGAUGUUUUCUAAAUACAUUUAUGA
This is a messenger RNA of Ichthyophthirius multifiliis, 1356 nucleotides long. Its product is annotated as DNA-directed polymerase delta regulatory subunit, putative. The record is from RefSeq and is a predicted model, not a curated record. Gene Ontology annotation, cellular component: delta DNA polymerase complex. The transcript has 3 exons. Gene Ontology annotation, molecular function: DNA binding. Gene Ontology annotation, biological process: DNA strand elongation involved in DNA replication; DNA replication. Lineage: Eukaryota; Ciliophora; Oligohymenophorea; Hymenostomatida.